Messenger RNA from Eutrema salsugineum, 1570 nucleotides. RefSeq names its product formimidoyltransferase-cyclodeaminase. Gene Ontology annotation, molecular function: folic acid binding; transferase activity. Bases 413 to 1450 code for a protein of 345 amino acids. NCBI's taxonomy places the organism in Eukaryota, Viridiplantae, Streptophyta, Magnoliopsida, Brassicales, Brassicaceae. The transcript has 3 exons. The record is from RefSeq and is a predicted model, not a curated record.
CGAGAGGAGAGACAGAUCGAUCGGUCACUGGUGAGUCUCUGUUGUUCGUUCAAUCAAAUCUUUGUCAACACAAAUUAGAAUUCCGAUUGGAUGAUGAAUUCCGAUGUCAAGGAAGAUUUCCUGGAUUGUAUAUUGCGGCUAGAGGAUACACACAUACGACAAGGCUUCGACGAGGGUUACGAAGCGGGUCUUGUGUCGGGUCGGGAAGACGCUCGUCAUCUGGGUCUGAAACUUGGUUUCGAGACAGGCGAGCUGCUCGGAUUCUACAAGGGCUGCUCUUCUCUCUGGGAUUCUUCUGCUCUCCGUCUUGACUUGUCUCCUCAGCUCCACAAGCAUCUCAAUGAUUUCCGAGCCUUGCUAGACAAGUUCCCGCUCUUGGAUCCCGAGGACGAGUCCAAAGACGAGCUCAAGGAUGAUCUCAGGGUCAAAUUCAACAUCAUAUGCGCAUCUCUCGGCAUUUCCAAGAAACAAUUGGUGUACAAGGGAUACCCAAACCCGUCCAGCAAUCUCGACUUCUAAUAUCACUACAUUCUGUUCGUGGUCGGAGGAGAUGUUGAGGAGAGAAAUGCUUGGUUGUUGCAAGGUUUACAUAUCUGAAGCUCGGAAUAAGACUGCUCUUGAAGCCAUUGAGAGAGCUGCAAAGCCUUUUCCACCAGCUGCAAUCGUCAACAAGUUUGAAGACCUUGCUUACGGCAGGGUUGGUUACACUCUUGUAUCCACGCUGGCUCACGGUGGUUCAUCUUCUCCCCUCAAGAAUGCCGUCUUUGCAAUGGUCAAGACUGCUCUCGACACAAUCAACCUCGACUUGCAUCGUGGAUCCCAUCCCCGGCUUGGAGUGGUCGACCACAUAUGCUUUCACCCCUUGUCUCACACCUCCAUUGAGCAAGUUUCUGCCGUUGCCAAUGCCCUGGCUAUGGAUAUCGGUUCCAUUCUCCGAGUUCCUACAUAUCUAUAUGGAGCAGCACAAGAAGAGCAGUGCACGCUGGAUUCGAUAAGAAGGAAGCUCGGGUACUUCAAGGCGAACAGGGAGGGACAUGAAUGGGCAGGUGGGUUGGAGCUGGAUGUGCUCCCUGUGAAGCCAGACGCAGGGCCACACGAGGUGAGCAAAGCCAAAGGGGUUGUAGCAAUUGGGGCUUGCGGGUGGGUAAGUAACUAUAACGUGCCAGUCAUGUCAACCGAUCUCAAAGCAGUGAGGAGAAUGGCGAGGAAGACGAGCGAGAGAGGAGGGGGCUUGGCUUCGGUGCAGACAAUGGCGCUGGUGCAUGGGGAAAGAGUCAUAGAGGUCGCCUGUAACUUGUUGAAUCCAAGCGAGGUAGGAGGAGAUGAAGUCCAGGGACUGAUCGAGAGGCUUGGCAGCGAGGAAGGUCUGCCUGUAGGAAAAGGGUAUUAUACGGACUAUACAGCCGACCAGAUCGCACAAAGAUACAAGGACUUGCUCAUCCACUCAUAAUACAUAUAAGUUGUUUGUGUCAAUCUUUCUUUAAAUUAUGACUGUUCAAAAGUGAAAAACAUUAUGAUGUUGUCAUUCUUGGAACGUAUUAUUACUGACAUCCAAAUCCAUCAUUCAUCA